Parathielavia appendiculata is the source of this 1527-nucleotide messenger RNA. RefSeq lists its product as uncharacterized. Gene Ontology annotation, biological process: proteasome-mediated ubiquitin-dependent protein catabolic process; protein linear polyubiquitination. The record is from RefSeq and is a predicted model, not a curated record. Lineage: Eukaryota; Fungi; Ascomycota; Sordariomycetes; Sordariales; Chaetomiaceae. Gene Ontology annotation, cellular component: ubiquitin ligase complex. The transcript is spliced from 3 exons. The annotation marks the transcript as partial. Gene Ontology annotation, molecular function: ubiquitin binding; ubiquitin-protein transferase activity.
CCCAACGAGCUAGCACUGAUGCCUCCUGUGCUGCGGUCUGAUUUGCCGCGAGCCGGCCAUGACGAUGCACUCUCCAAGUGCGAGGAAGCAGUUUUGGCCUGUUUCCCCGACAUUUGCCUCAAGUUCUUGAACAGCGAAGCUGCCAAACAUGAUUGGGACUCGCAGCAUCUCAUCUCCCACCUGUUGGAUGAGCAGGAACAGGGCCGACAGUACCCAAAGCAGUCCAGCCCGCUGAAACGGAAGCGGCCAGAGAAAGAUGAAGUCGACGUCGAGGAGGAGGCUCGUCGAAGAUAUGAAAAGGCGGAACCACUAGUCGCCAAAGGUCGAGAAUACAUUAGGCUUCACAUCAAAGCUGCCCAUCGCCUUCUCAAAGCGGCAUUUCCCCAGAGGUACGCGGAAGAUAUCGAGAAACUCUUCAAGCAGCACGGUUACCAGCUUUAUCCAACCUAUUUGGCUCUCGAUAUGGCUUGUUGGAGCCCAGAUGCAGAGCCUGCCAGAGUCAAGAAAGUUGGCGCUAGACGUGACCACCUCGAGGACAUAUUGAAGGACACUGUCAUUGAGGCAGAGAAGGAUGCUUUGGAGGCUUUCAACGCUGCGCGUACCGUUUGCGAGGCAAAGGCCCAAGCGCGAGCAGAAGAGAAGCAAAAGGAAGAGGAGGAGCAGGAAAACUGGGAGCGAGCCAAGGCCGAAGGGACCAUCGCAGAGUGUGGCUGCUGCUUCGACGACAAACCGCUCAACAGGAUGGUUCACUGCGACGGGAGCGUCUGCCACUGGUUUUGUCGGGGGUGCGCGAGACUGAACGCCGAACAUGCCAUCGGCCUCUCCAAGUACCAACUGACCUGCAUGUCGGUCGACGGAUGCGAUGCGACCUUUUCUAGGGACCAGAGGAAGCUGUUCCUAGACGACAAGCUUACCACAGCCCUCGACCUGAUCGAACAGGAGACUGUCCUUCGACUCUCGGGCAUUGAGAACUUGGCAACAUGCCCGUUCUGCCCUUACGCCGCUGAAUAUCCGCCGGUAGAUGAGAACAAAGAGUUCCGGUGCGAAAAUCCGGGAUGUCGGCUGGUUAGUUGUCGCCUGUGCCGACAGGAGACACAUAUACCGAAGAGCUGUAGUGAGGCCUCUACGGAGCGCGGACUCUCCGCACGUCGGGCCAUCGAGGAGGCCAUGUCGGCCGCGCUGAUUCGGAAAUGCAACAAGUGCGGGACUCCCUUCAUCAAAGAAAACGGUUGCAACAAGAUGACCUGCUCGCGCCCCGGAUGCCGGAAUGUCCAGUGCUACGUCUGCCACAGGUCAUGCGACUAUUCCCACUUUGACGACUCCAGCAGAGGCGGAAAAAAGGGUAACUGUCCCUUGUUUGAGAGUGUCGAGGAGCGGCAUCAGAACGAGGUCAAAGCAGCCGAGGAAGCGGCACGCCAGAAGGUCGCCGAGGAGAACCCGGAUGUGAACGCCGAGGCUCUGACUAUCAACUUCUCCGACAAGGUGAAACAGGAUGACGCGCGGCGCAAGGUAGCCAACCCGGGGCCA